CAGAUGUUCCUGACAAAAUGGCUUCCAGAUUAGAGGAGGAUCUCUGCUGUCCGGUCUGUCAUGAUGUCUUUAGAGAUCCUGUUGUUCUGUCAUGCAGCCACAGCUUCUGUAAAGACUGUCUGAAGAGCUGGUGGACAGAGAAACAAACACGUGAGUGUCCAGUUUGUAAGAGACGAUCUUCAAGGGAAGAACCACCCUGUAAUCUGACUUUAAAGAACCUGUGUGAGAGUUUCUUACAGGAGAGAGAUCAGAGAUCUUCAGAGGCUCUCUGCAGUCUGCACUCUGAGAAACUCAAACUCUUCUGUCUGGACCAUCAGCAGCCAGUGUGUGUCGUCUGCAGAGAUUCAGAAAAACACUCCAACCACAGAUUCAGACCCAUCGAUGAAGCUGCACGACAACACAAGAAGGAACUUCAGGAAACUCUGGAGCCCUUAAAGAAGAAGUUAACGCUGACAAAACUCCGCCCCAUACUGACAUCACCUGAGACCAACCGAGAAACAGGUUGUUUCUGUUCAGUUCUCACUGAGGAGAGACACACAAACAGAGAGACAGACGCUGCACUCAGAGACAAAAUGGCUUCCAGAUUAGAGGAGGAUCUCUGCUGUCCGAUCUGUCAUGAUGUCUUUAGAGAUCCUGUUGUUCUGUCAUGCAGCCACAGCUUCUGUAAAGACUGUCUGAAGAGCUGGUGGACAGAGAAACAAACAUGUGAGUGUCCAGUUUGUAAGAGAAGAUCUUCGAGGAAAGAACCACCCUGUAAUCUGACUUUAAAGAACCUGUGUGAGAGUUUCUUACAGGAGAGCGAUCAGAGAUCUUCAGAGGCUCUCUGCAGUCUGCACUCUGAGAAACUCAAACUCUUCUGUCUGGACCAUCAGCAGCCAGUGUGUGUCGUCUGCAGAGAUUCAGAAAAACACUCCAACCACAGAUUCAGACCCAUCGAUGAAGCUGCACGACAUCACAAGAAGGAACUUGAGGAAAUUCUGGAGCCCUUAAAGGAGAAGUUAAAGGUUUGUGAAGGAGUUAAAGUGAAGUUUGAUCAAACAGCAGAACACAUGAAGGUCCAGGCCCGACGCACAGAGAGGCAGAUUAAGGAGCAGUUUAAGAAGCUUCACCAAUUUCUAGAAGAGGAAGAGGAGGUCAGGCUGGCUGCACUGAGGGAGGAAGAGGAGCAGAAGAGUCAGAUGAUGAAGGAGAAGAUGGAGGCUCUGAGCAGAGAGAUAGCAGCUCUGUCAGACACAGUCAGAGCCACAGAGGAGGAGCUGAGAGCUGAAGACGUCUCAUUCCUGAACAACUACAAGGCUGCAGUGCAAAGAGUCCAGCAGCGCCCCCUGCUGGAGGAUCCACAGCUGCCCUCAGGAGCUCUGAUAGACGAGGCCAAACACCUGGGCAACCUGACCUUCAACAUCUGGAACAAGAUGAAGGACAUGGUCUCAUACAGUCCUGUGAUUCUGGAUCCAAACACUGCUCAUCCAAAACUCAUCCUGUCUGAAGAUCUGACCAGUGUGAGACGAGGAGAUGAACAGCAGCUUCCUGAUAAUCCAGAGAGGUUUGAUCAUGACUGCUCUGUUCUGGGCUCAGAGGGCUUUAACUCAGGGACUCACAGCUGGGAUGUCGAGGUUGGAGACAGUACAUUCUGGUUUCUUGGUGUGUUAGCAGAGUCUGUCCAGAGGAAGGGAGACGAACUGUCUGGAUUAUGGGUAAUAUGGUUGUAUGAAGGUAAAUACUCAGCACAGUCACCAUCAGCUCCACCAACUGAUCUUGUAGUUCAGAAGAAGCUCCAGAGGAUCAGAGUGAAUCUGGACUGGAACAGAGGAAAGCUGUCAUUCUCUGAUCCUGAUACUAAGACACACAUACACACCUUCACACACACUUUCACUGAGAGGAUGUUUCCAUUCAUUUACACUGUCGAUGAUGUCCCACUGAAGAUAUUACCAGUGAAGGUCAGUGUGACAGUGGAACAGAGCAGUUAGAGAUAAAGAGGAUGAUUAUAUUCAUCAUGUUUAUUUCUUAAAGAUAAAAGUCUCUGAAUUGAACCUGUUAAACUGAAACCUGCUCCUCAUUAUUUCAACACUGCAGGAACAGACAGACAUUCUUAAAUUUAAUCACAUUUUCUUUUAUUGAGCAAAAAUAAUCUGCCAAUGGGGUAGAAAAGUUUUGUUUGGUUGGAAUUCUUAAAAUCAGCAUAAAAAAACUUAAAAUGAGAAAGAAAACCAAAAAUUUAACUAAGUUAAGAUUCUUCAACUAUUCUUUAUUGAGCUGAAAGAAUUUUAACAAUAUCUUCAAACAGCUUAAUAAAAGUCAGUGACUUUGUGUUAAAUGAAGGAAACAUAAACAUUCUUAUUUUUAUAAUUUUUUAUUUAAACACUGAAAAACUAAACAGCUGCUUCAUUUCCAAUACUGGGACCAGACAACAUUCUCUGAAACUGAGAAGUUGUUCAAUUGCUUUUACUCUGAAAAUAAGGACAAUAAUAAGAGGAUAGUUUCCUCUGCUGGGAUAAUAUGCAACCAUUGUUGUUACUGGUUAAAUCCACCUCAAUAUUAGCUGUAAUAUCUUAUUAAGACAAUGUUACAUAUAUUUUCUUAAAAUCAGAUUCUAAUGCAAAACCUGUUUGACAAGAUUAUUAGGGUUAAGAUUAUUAAGAUCUUUAG
Molecule: messenger RNA, 2646 nt
Organism: Dicentrarchus labrax (European seabass)
Lineage: Eukaryota; Metazoa; Chordata; Actinopteri; Moronidae
Product: zinc-binding protein A33-like
Exons: 3
Coding region: 18-1967 (649 amino acids)
Biological process (GO): protein ubiquitination
Molecular function (GO): protein binding; ubiquitin-protein transferase activity; zinc ion binding
Source: RefSeq, a predicted model, not a curated record